AUGGAGGAAGAAGAGAAAAACCCUAGUUCGAUCUACAUAGUGACCGAUCUACUGGAAGAUAUAUUCCUUCGACUUCCUUUGAAAUCGAUUCUCAUAUCGAAAAGCGUCUCAAGACGAUGGAAAGCAAUUCUUGAAUCGAAGACGUUCGUGGAGAGACGAAUGAGUCUUCAAAAGAACCGCAAAAUCCUGGCUACUUACAACUGCGACUGCAGCAGGGAGCCUAGGCUACUCCAGGGGUCGUGGUUCAAAGGUGGCGAACAGAUAGUAUAUCUGCAUUACAACACCACACGACCCUCGUUGACUUGCUACGGUUUGGUCUGCAUCCUCGAACCAUAUUGGAUCGACGUUUUGAACCCUUGGACAAGACAACUCCGACGAUACGGCUUUGGAUUUGGAACCAUAAUCGGAGAAUCUUCGGCUUUCUCUCCGAGAAAUUGGGCAAUUGGAUUUGGUAAGGACAGAGUUACGGGCAACUAUAAAGUAGUGAAGAUGUGUUUAUUAUUUUUCGGUAAAACUAGUGUACGCGAUCCUGAGGUGGAGUAUAGUGUUCUUGAUGUUGAAACUGGUGAAUGGCGGAUGUUGAGUCCACCUCCUUGUAAGGUCUUUGCCGUAAAAGGAUCCGUGUGUGUGAAUGGAUCGAUUUACUGGUUACACAACACUAUUGGGACGGUUUGGAAGAUACUAGCUUUGGAUCUUGACAAAGAAGAGUUCCAUAACGUCUCAGUUCCGGUUAUGAGUGUCAUGCAAGAAACCAAUAUAGUGAACCUUGAUGAUCGCCUGGCCAUAGCCAAUACCUAUACUAAGGCUGAAUGGAAACUAGAGAUUUGGAGCAUGGAUACAGAAGUCAAAAGAUGGACCAAGACUUACUCCAUACAUUUAGAUAACAGAGUUGUUUCUCAGGAAAGACAUAACAGGUGGUUCACCCCGGUGUCGGUUUCUAAGCAAGGGAAUCUUGUCUUCUAUGAUAACCAUAACAGACUUUUCAAAUAUUAUCCAAGGAAAAAUGCCAUUAUGUGCCUCUCCUCAGACACUUGUGUUAUAUCUCCAUUCUUUGAAAAUUUGGCACCACUUCCUUUGAAAUCAAUUAUUCCGUAUCCUCAUCCGCGCAGGAGAUCCAGAUGCCCCCUCCUGUCUUCGAGAUCAAAUGAAUGCGGGAUCCUAUAUUUUGUCUUAACCACCACUCUACUAUGGUUGUCUCUCUAA
Molecule: messenger RNA, 1203 nt
Organism: Camelina sativa (false flax)
Lineage: Eukaryota; Viridiplantae; Streptophyta; Magnoliopsida; Brassicales; Brassicaceae
Source: RefSeq, a predicted model, not a curated record